Molecule: messenger RNA, 1133 nt
Organism: Caenorhabditis elegans
Lineage: Eukaryota; Metazoa; Nematoda; Chromadorea; Rhabditida; Rhabditidae
Source: the annotation of a RefSeq genome assembly
AUGUAUUUUUCUGACUGCCAUGACCUUGAGUAUCAUUACGCCGGUGUUCAAAAGUUUAUGGCAAAAUGGUUAUGCAAUUUGGAGAAAGUUUUCAUGGGAGUUGUGUACCAUUUGCUUCCAUUAUUUAUGACUAUGCCGCAGAAGUUUCAAUUUUAAGUGUUCUGGUGAAUCUCUUGCAUUUUUCCAUUCUCACCAGAAAACCAAUGAGAACGUCUUCAAUUAAUAUUUUAAUGGCAGCUGUUGCACUGUUCGAUAUUUUUUCUUCUUUGAUAUAUAUUCAUGUUUUUCUGGAGGAACAUAACUAUCUAUUUUUUACAUGUCAUAUAAGGUACACAUUUGGAACGGCUCUAACCAGAAUUCUGCUUUCCGCAGUCAAAGAUUACUCCAGAAAGUGUUCAACAUGGUUUAUCGUUUUUAUCGCUUUUAUUCGAACAUUAAUUAUUCGAAAUCCAUUAAGCUCAAUUUAUGAGUCACUUGCAAAACCAAGGGUAUCAGCAAUUAUAAUUGCUAUAGUUUGCGCAGCAAGUCUUCCAAUUUCAACAAUUAAAUCUUUUGAAUUUUUAAUUGCUAAAGGACCGUUCCUAAAUAUAUGUGCUGGAAAGAUAUUUUAUUAUUUACUUACCGAGGGUCCCCUCUUCAUGGCUAAUAAUUUACUGUUUGGGAAAUAUUUCUACAUUUUCAAUUCACUGGUGUCAGAUGUUAUUCCUAGUCUGCUGCUCCCAAUCGUUACCUGCUUACUUUUGCAGGGAAUAAGGAGAGCCGGUAAGAUCAGAGCAAGAACAAGCCCCUCAGGUCAGAAUAGUUAUUGGAAAACUACUGGAUUAGUGUUCUGUGUAACUUUCAUGUUUUUCCUUGUUGAAUUUCCUUAUGGACUCAGUAUAGGAUUCCAAUGGGUUUUAAAUGAUGUCUACGGCGUAAAAAAUAUUCUAAGCUAUUGCGGAUAUAUGUUUCCAGUGUUCAUCACCGGCAACAGUUGCACUCAUCUCGUAGUUUGUUUUUUGAUGUCCUCCGAUUAUCGGAGCACUGCUAUUUCUGUUUUCUCGUGUGUGUAUUUCAAUCAGGAAAGAAGGCAUGCGCAAAGGGUUCAGGUCAAUACAUCAUUGCACCCAACAGCAUUACCUCCAGUGAAUUAA